Molecule: messenger RNA, 1662 nt
Organism: Arabidopsis arenosa
Lineage: Eukaryota; Viridiplantae; Streptophyta; Magnoliopsida; Brassicales; Brassicaceae
Source: the annotation of a GenBank genome assembly
AAAAAGAGGAGACUCCUCACUCCUCAGCCAUUACAAUGUCUUCUUCUUCUCACUUGAUCUUCACUUUCAUUCUCUUACUCUGUCUCUCCUCCUCCUCUGCUUCUCCACCAAAUUCGACAUCCGAAAUUGAGACUCUCCGGCCUCUAAAAGAGAUUCAAAAGCUGAAGAUCAUCAGAAAACAACUCCAAAAGAUCAAUAAACCAGCCAUCAAGACCAUUCAUAGCUCAGAUGGAGAUAUGAUAGAUUGUGUUCCAUCUCAUAACCAGCCUGCUUUUGAUCAUCCUUUGUUACAAGGACAAAGACCAAUGGAUCCACCGGAGAUGCCCAUAAGGUAUAGCCAAGAAAACGAAUCACAUGAAAAUUUUCAGCUUUGGAGCUUAUCCGGUGAGUUUUGCCCGGAAGGUACGAUUCCGAUCAGAAGAACGACUGAACAAGACAUGUUAAGAGCAAGUUCUGUCCGUAGAUUUGGUCGGAAAAUCAGGCGCGUGAGAAGGGAUUCGAGCAGUAAUGGCCACGAGCAUGCGGUUGGAUACGUAUCGGGAAGUCAAUACUACGGAGCAAAAGCAAGUAUAAACGUGUGGACGCCACGUGUCAUAAGCCAAUACGAGUUUAGUCUAUCUCAGAUUUGGGUCAUCGCCGGUUCUUUCGCCGACGAUCUUAAUACCAUCGAAGCUGGUUGGCAGGCACGUGUCAUCCAUCACCUCCUUAUUUUUAUUAGCCCGGAGCUUUACGGAGACACUAAUCCAAGAUUCUUCACCUAUUGGACGUCGGAUGCCUACCAAGCAACAGGAUGCUAUAACUUACUAUGUUCUGGUUUUGUUCAAACAAACAAUCGAAUCGCAAUCGGAGCGGCAAUUUCACCCGUUUCGUCGUAUAAAGGUGGACAAUUCGAUAUAAGUUUACUGAUAUGGAAGGACCCAAAGCAUGGACACUGGUGGCUCCAAUUCGGGUCAGGUACACUAGUCGGGUAUUGGCCCGUAUCUCUGUUCACACACCUGAGAGAGCAUGGGAACAUGGUCCAGUUCGGUGGUGAGAUCGUGAACACACGACCUGGUGGUUCACAUACUUCGACCCAAAUGGGCAGUGGCCAUUUUGCAGGUGAAGGUUUUGGAAAAGCGUCUUACUUUAGGAAUCUUCAAAUGGUAGAUUGGGACAAUACUCUUAUUCCGAUAUCUAAUCUUAAAGUUCUUGCGGAUCAUCCAAAUUGUUAUGAUAUAAGAGGAGGAGUAAACCGUGUAUGGGGUAACUUUUUUUAUUACGGAGGACCGGGUAAAAAUCCCAAAUGUCCAUAGAGAAAAAAAGAAGUGGAUAGUGUUGUUUUGAGCUUAGAUUCUGAUAAUGAUGUGAGGGAUUCAUUCCUUACUAUUGUCCUAAUGUUACCAAAUAGGUAUCCCUAUGCAAUAUUAGGAGGUAAUUUCAAAUUCUAUGUAUAAUCUUCAUUUUGUAAUUCAUUCAAGACUACAAUAGUUUGUUUUUCCUGCUGUUUUCAGUUGUAUACGUUUUGGUGGAAUCUUUUAUACAAGCAUUUGUUUUAAGCCUAAAGCAUAUGCAACAGCCUAUCACCAUAAGAUAGAUAGAAAAAGGACAGAGAUCAUUUUAUCUGCGAUUGCUUCUUUGAAACAUUGAUGAAGUGUAUUGCAGCCAUAAAUUCAAUAGUUCAAA